Rhipicephalus sanguineus (brown dog tick) is the source of this 594-nucleotide messenger RNA. RefSeq lists its product as uncharacterized. The record is from RefSeq and is a predicted model, not a curated record. The coding region runs from base 96 to 515 and encodes 139 amino acids. The transcript has 2 exons. Lineage: Eukaryota; Metazoa; Arthropoda; Arachnida; Ixodida; Ixodidae.
ACUAUUCGAAGGCGGUGAAAAAGGUGUGGGCGCGGUCGCGUGCCCGUGGUGCCAAUCUGCCGCCUCAUCAGCUCUUCGCGGACUCCACGCUCGCGAUGGUUGCCGCGCGCCGGGCCGUGGUUCUCGUGGAGCAGGGCUCCAUACUCCUCCGCAUCGCCCGCUUCUGCGAGCGACAGAACAUCCGCACCUUCGUCGUGGCCAAACACCCGCUCGACAGGUCGCCCUACGGCUACGUCUACUCCAAGUUCAUCGAGAAGAACUUCUUUCGGAAAAUCUUUGCCACGUUACGCCGGCUUCUGGAGACCGGCCUGAUGCACAAAUGGGUGGCCGACAGCCAGGGCAACUGGCAGCGCUGCAUUCAGACCAAUGACAAUAUUGUGGAGAGCAUCAGCCUGAAAGACACCAUGCCCUUCUUUCUGCUGUGGGGAUUCAUGUGCGGCCUAGCCUUCUGUGCCUUCCUCUGCGAGCUGGGAUGCAAUAGAUUGCUCAAGGGCCGCCGCACUGACAGACGCUGAAGCGCAACACGACAGUCCACUACAGCGUUAGAAUGCCCCUGUAAACGUGGUAGGGAAUAUUUUAAAACUUGCCGUAAGC